AUGGCGGAGCAGGAGGACCAAGCUGGCGGGUCUCGCCCUGAAGGCCAGCCAGCUUCUGAGGAAGAGAGGGAGGAUGCUGCAGGCCAGCCAGCUUCUGAAGAAGAGAGGGAGCAAGCUGCAGGCCAGCCAGCUUCUGAGGAAUGGGAGGAGGAGCUUGCUGCAGGCCCUGAGGCGUUACCGUUGGAGAUCAGUGGCCAGGAAAGUGACAAGGUGGGUUCCACCGAGGGUCCUGAAGGGGACCUCACAACUGAAGGAGAUGGUGACGGUAAAGGCGAGUUUGAAGAGGCAACGGUGGGCUCUGAGGAAGUACCACGAGGGGAAAAAGACGCCACCUUGGAUGCCACACCUGAGGGGAAAAUUGAAUCCUCUGGGGAGGUCGCCCCAGAAGAGAAAAGUGAUUCCAUCAGGGAUGUCAAGCAUGAAGAGGGAGUGGAAUCUAUGUUGGACGCUGCACCUGAGACAGAAAGCAAGUCCUUCAAGGAGGCUGGGGAAGAACUAGAGUCCUUCGAGCAGGAUGAAAUGGAGGACGACAGCUACACCUACAUGUAUGUGGACGGGGACCUCUCUGAGAGAAUGACCAUCUCCGGUGAACUCACCUUCUCCGACGUCAGCACCUGGGAAAUGACCGCAGAGGAGGCGGCCCCUGCAGCAUACCUGCAUGAAGGGGCCGUCGAGGCUGGGGCUUUCGAGGCGGGCCCCUCUGAGCCACCCCAGGAAGACUCAGAAACGUAUGAACAAAGAGGCCCAGCAGCUGCGGAGCCACCAGAAGGCAGCAUGCUCUUUCCACAGGCACAGGCUCAACGAGGCUCCAGGACAAAAGUUUUUCCUAUGGGGCAACAGCAUCACUUAAGACUGAGCAAGGGCAGCCUGAUGUCCUCCGAGCUGGACGAGGUCUCGCUGAGCAUGGCGGAGACAGAGCAGCAGGCUGUCCAUCCCCCGGAGGACACCCAUGCCCAGCUGCAGAGCCCCGAGGAAGAGGCCCUGGCAGAGAGGGUAGAGUCUGAAGGGAGCGACGAGGACCAGGAAUCCCAGCUGGUGGUUUUGGACCCGGAUCACCCCCUGAUGACCAGGUUCCAGGAGGCCUUGAAGAGCUACCUCAACCGGCAGAUAGACAAGUUGCAGCUGGAGAUCCAAGAGCUGGAUGUGGCCACCAAGCAAACCCAAGCCCAGCACCAGGAGCUAGGCAUGAAUCUCUACGGGGUCCAGCAGCACCUGGCCCGCCUGCAGAUGCAGCUGGAGAAGAGCCACGACAAGCACUCCAUCGCCUCCUGCCAGAGGCGGCAGAAGGAAGAGGAGCUGUACAGAGCCCGCGUGCUCUACAACAAGACCCACGCAGCCACCAGAGAGGAGCACAAGAAGCUGGCCGCCCUGCAGACCGAGUUGGAGAACCUGGCUCUGCACGUCUUCUACAUGCAGAACAUAGACCAGGACGUGCGCGAUGACAUCCGCGUCAUGAAGCAGGUGGUGAAGAAGACCGAGAUGGAGAGAAUGCGCGCAGAGGUGGAGAAGAGAAAGCAGGACCUGUUUGUGGACCAGCUCACCACGCGGGCUCACCUGCUGGAAGAAAACAUCUCUGUGUUGGAGGCUCAGUACAUUGCCCAAGCUGAGGAUACCCGGAUCCUAAGGAAAGCAGUGAGCGAGGCCAUCACAGAGAUUGAUGCCAUCAGUAUGGAGAAGAAACGCAUUCUGCAGCAAUGGGCCACCAGCUUGGUGGGCAUGAAACAUCGAGACGAGGCAUACAGGACUGUGCUGGAGGCACUCAGUGAGUGUGAGCACCAGUCCAAGGCCAUAGACAGCGAGCUCGACGGUUACAAGAAGUCCAUCAUGAAGGAGGAAGACAAGAACGAGAAGCUGGCCAGACUCCUGAACCACGUGGAAACAGAAGCCAUGCUAAUGCAGAAGCUGACAGCCCAGUGCGUGAGCAAGCAGGAGGCUCUGCAGAGCGAGUUCAACACCUACCGGCUCACCCUGCAGGAGACCGAGGAAAUGCUGAGCAAGGGCCAGCAGGAGCAGUUGGUGGUCAUGAGCGAGCUGCAGGCCGUGCGCCAGGCCACCCGCUAUGAGCUGGAGCUGCGGCACAAGAUGGACAACGAGGUCAUAGACAAGCUGCAGGAGCACGUGACCUCCAACAAGAUGACCAAGUACUUCCAGCAGCUCCUGCAUAAGCUGCAGAAGGAGAAGACCAACCUGGUGACGCACCUCUCCAAACUCGACGGCGACAUCUCACAGGCCACGCUGGACAUCACCAACACCGUGUGCAGGCAAGAAGUGCACCAGAAGACACUGGCCGAGCUGGACAAGGAGGUGAAGAGGGCCAACGAGCUCAUCAGCAACAGCGAGAGCGAGAUCGCGCGGCGCACCAUCCUCAUCGAGCGCAAGCAGUGUCUCAUGAACUUCUUCAAGAAGCAGCUGGAGAAGAUGGUGUCCGAGCUGGGGGGGGAGGAAGUCGGGCCCCUGGAGCUAGAGAUCAAAAGGCUGACGAAGCUGACAGAACAGCACAACAGCAACCUGGCCCAGGCUCAGGUGACCUGGCUCCGCCUGCAGCAGGAUCUGGUGCAGGCCACACAGCAGCGUGAGGAUCACCUGGCGUCCCUGAACCUGCUCAAGAAGGAGGUUCAUAUCAUGGAGCAGAAGAAGCUGCGCUUGGAGAGUAAGAUCGAGCAGGAGAAGCAGGAGCAAAAGGAGAUCACGUGCCACAUGAAGGACCUGGACAACGACCUGAAGAAGCUGAACGUGCUGAUGAGCAAGAAGCGCUGUGGCUCUGAGGAGCUGCAGCAGGACAACCUGGUGGCCGAGGCGGAGUUUGCGCGCGCACUGAAGGCCGCGGAGAGAGAGGCCAUGCAGAUGCAGGACAAGCUGAGCCAGCUCCGCGAGGAGAAGGCCGCCCUGCUGAACAGCCUGGUGGAGGCCGAGCACCAGAUCAUGCUCUGGGAGAAAAAAAUCCAACUGGCAAGAGAGAUGCGUGCCGCUGUGGACUCGGAGACUGGGCAGACAGAGAUCCGAGCCAUGAAGUCUGAGAUUCAAAGGAUGAAGGUCAAGCACGGGCAGCUGCUGCAGAAGCAGGAGAAGAUGAUCCGGGACAUGGAACUUGUGGUGGCGCGCAGGGAGACCAUCGUGACCCAGGCACAGGCGCAGAGCAAGAUUGACAAGAAGGCUCUCACCCGGACGGACUUCCACUACAAGCAGAUAGAGCUGCGGCGGAGAAUCAGGGAGGUGCACAAGGCCACUGACGAGUGCACCAGUGCCAUCUCAGAACUGGAAGGAACUCAAAAGGAGCUGAGCAGCUCCCUGCAGGCAGAGCAGCAGAUGCUGUUGGCGACACAGGCUGAAACGGAUGCUGUGGAAGCCAGCCUCAGCCAGCUCAUGACCCUGAAGCAGAAGAACCUUUCAGAGAUCAUAACGCUGCAGACACGAGCCAAGCACAUGCAGGCGGUGACAAAGGGGAGGUAUCUGUACCUCUUCCGCAACGAACAGUCCCUGCUGGUGGAGCUCAAACGCCUGGAAGACCGGUUAACCCGGAUCAACAGCACGCUGGCGCAGGUUCAGGAGGAGUACCCCCAGUUCCAGGAGGCCCUUCACAAGGUGAGACAGAAGAUCGCCAGCAAGCUGGAGUCCCCGGAGCCCUCCUAGACAGCACCUGUGCCACAAGCCCGGGUCUGUGACCAUGGGAGACUUCAAGUCCCGUGUUCCCGAAAGCCCCCACUGGCAUCACUGCUGAGGAGACACGGACAGACCAGCCCCGUUGCAAAUACAUCCCAGCCACUUACUAGUACACCAAGCGAAGGCAGCGUUUCCGGUCGGCUUUGGUGAGCCUGCCUUUUGCUCUCUGGGGAGACCCGUACAUGCAAACCCAUGCCCCGGUGGCCCUCACUACUGGGGCGACGGCUCCACGAUCUGCCCAUGCCCAUACCCUGUCCUGGGGCAGGCCCUCAGACCCCACCAGAACUAAGGAAGAAGCCGGGGGCCUCUAGAGUCCCAAGCGAGGCGAUCACCAGGGAUGCAACCACUUAAGUAAGCGGGUGCUUGUCCUGUUUCUACUGGCCUCUGACCUCGCUCAUCAGUCUUCACCGGGAUGCACCCUGCUGACCCCACACACACCCUGGAUUCCUGAGCCUCAUUGCCUUAUCACCUCUCUGCAGUUGAAAUGGGAAAUGUCCUACGAAGUAAUUUCAAUUUCAAACUUCAUAGAGGAAAAAUAAAAAAAAAAAAAUUAAGACCUGCUUCUGACUGAGGGAGCGAGACACGCUUGUUCUGAAACACUGCCGAAUCACAAACCUGACAGGCAGGGAGAGCUCGGCCCCAGCCCCACGCAUCCACUGGCCUCAGCUUGCUCUAUAUCCACUCCAUCCCAUCUGGCAAGUGGAGGUUGUGGAAUGAAUUCAGGGUUUGUAAUGUCUGGCGAAAUGUUUGCAUGCCUGGAGGGUUUCUGUUUGUUUGUUUUUGUUUUAUACCGUUACUGGAGCUUUUAGGGUCAGAUCCUGGGCUCUGGCAGUCCCAACAUGCUAAACUCAGCCACUCAACCCCAAUGUGCCAAUUAAAGAGACAAGUAAGGGCUGGAGAGAGGGCUCCGCAGUUAAGGUGCUUGCCUCUGAAGCCUAAGGAUGCAGUUUGAUU
Jaculus jaculus (lesser Egyptian jerboa) is the source of this 4614-nucleotide messenger RNA. RefSeq names its product coiled-coil domain containing 40 (gene Ccdc40). Gene Ontology annotation, cellular component: cilium; cytoplasm. Gene Ontology annotation, biological process: heart looping; epithelial cilium movement involved in determination of left/right asymmetry; axoneme assembly. The transcript has 20 exons. NCBI's taxonomy places the organism in Eukaryota, Metazoa, Chordata, Mammalia, Rodentia, Dipodidae. The record is from RefSeq and is a predicted model, not a curated record. The coding region runs from base 1 to 3630 and encodes 1209 amino acids.